AGAAAAAGGUUUAGAGAGACAUGGAGCUUGAAAGAAUAAUUCGAGACGCACUGACAUGCUUCAUCCAGUCCCACAUCCCUGCGGCAGACCUCAGUGGGAUGGAUGAUGUUUUCUUCUCUUAUAUCACGGGUGUCCUGGAAGAGCUGGGCUCACCAGAGUCCUCUGAGGAGACCUUUGACAUGGACACCUUUGUGGAAAUGAUGGAGGCAUAUAUUCCUGGUUUUGCAGAAAUCCAGAGUGAGGAUGUUUGUGAAAUGAUGUUCUCCCUCUCAGAAAGGCUUGGUGAAGCUCGCAACAAAGAAAAAUGUGGCCAAAAGGCUGUGGAAAGUGGGAGUGAAGCACCCUCUGAAGACCUGACCAAGGGCCAGGAGCCUGGAGCCGCAGCCUGCAACGGGGAGAGGCUGUGCACUCCAACAGACGGAGCCAGGGCCCAGGAAGGCGAUGACUUGAAGGAUGGGGUGGAGCUGCUACUGGAGAUGUUCCCAGCCUGUAGCGUGAGCCAGGCAGAGAAGGCACUUGCCAUGGCCCUGGGGAACUUGGAGGAGGCAGUGCAGUUAAUUGUGGAGGAGAAGGUGGAAAUUGGCCCAGCAGGUGCAAGUGUGAAGGUACUGUACUCUGAGCUGGGCUGUGCCCACAGCCAAGGCAGCACCCCAGCAGAGCUGUGGCUGGUACCCCCCUUCCCACACUCACAGGAACUGGCACGGCCCCGCAGAGCGCCCAACCACGAGGAACUAAAACAGGUUAUCCUACAGAAAUACAUGAUGGUGGAUAGUGCAGAUGAUGAGAAAACACAUCGGCCAGCUCCACCCAAAGAGGCUCCCAAGAAGUUGAUCCGCUAUAUUGACAACCAGGUGGUGAGUACAAAGGGAGAGAGGUACAAAGACAUCAAGAAGCCCGAGAGCGAGGAGAUGAAGAGAACCUACAUCAGCCUCAAACCAGCCAGGAAGUACAAGUUCCACUGACAGCCAGGUCCUCCUGCUCUUCAGCCUCCACCUCACCAGCCAGGCAUGGCAGGAUGGACACAUGGCACUAGGGAUGAGGGGACUCCUCCACCUGCCACUAACUGGAACUAACCUGGGAGCCAGCACACUGCUUUCAGCUUCCUCAGCUAACCCAGCUGACAAGGAGGAGCCUUCUCACCUUGUGUAGCUAUCCCUCUGCCCCCAGGGGCACACGGCAGUGGCUCUCCAGGGCCUGGGCAUUCUCUGCUAUUCCUUGCAUGGGACAUUUUUAGAUCUAAGAUGUGGCUUGUGCUUUUGCAGCAAGCUUUUUACAAGUCUGUGUGCACUGUUGCUUUAAAUUUGAGUGCCAGUGUUAAUAAAGAUGAUGCGAGUUGGUGUG
Molecule: messenger RNA, 1341 nt
Organism: Antrostomus carolinensis (chuck-will's-widow)
Lineage: Eukaryota; Metazoa; Chordata; Aves; Caprimulgiformes; Caprimulgidae
Gene: CUEDC2
Product: CUE domain containing 2
Exons: 9
Coding region: 21-962 (313 amino acids)
Molecular function (GO): ubiquitin binding
Source: RefSeq, a predicted model, not a curated record